Molecule: messenger RNA, 2231 nt
Organism: Leptopilina heterotoma
Lineage: Eukaryota; Metazoa; Arthropoda; Insecta; Hymenoptera; Figitidae
Gene: AMPKalpha
Product: 5'-AMP-activated protein kinase catalytic subunit alpha-2-like
Exons: 10
Coding region: 151-1704 (517 amino acids)
Biological process (GO): protein phosphorylation; intracellular signal transduction
Cellular component (GO): cytoplasm
Molecular function (GO): protein serine/threonine kinase activity; ATP binding
Source: RefSeq, a predicted model, not a curated record
GUGUUUAGUACUUGAGAAAAUGUCAUGUUUGUGGCGAACAUCUGUUCAUUGUUUAUGACGAAUUCGUAUAUAUGAUUAUAAAAAACAUGUAAAUAAAGUGCCAGUAAUUAAAAUUUUCUCAGGAAGUGUUGAUUUAGAAAAUAAUAAAAAAUGACGGACAAAAUGCAAAGUAGUCAAUCUCAGCCAAUUGUUAAAAUUGGUCAUUAUACUUUAGGCCAGACUCUUGGUGUUGGGACUUUUGGCAAAGUAAAAAUCGGAGAGCAUGUGUUGACAAAACACAAAGUGGCAGUGAAAAUUCUCAAUCGGCAAAAAAUCAAGAGCUUAGAUGUCGUUGGAAAAAUACGAAGAGAAAUACAAAAUCUUAAAUUAUUUAGGCAUCCGCACAUUAUUAAAUUGUAUCAGGUGAUCAGUACACCGACAGAUAUAUUUAUGAUAAUGGAAUAUGUUUCUGGUGGUGAACUAUUCGAUUAUAUUGUAAAGCACGGCAAACUAAAAGAAUACGAGGCGAGAAGAUUUUUUCAACAAAUAAUUUCUGGAGUGGAUUAUUGUCAUCGUCACAUGAUUGUGCAUCGGGAUUUAAAGCCUGAAAAUCUUCUCCUCGAUCACAAUUUACAUGUUAAAAUUGCAGAUUUCGGCUUGUCAAACAUGAUGAUGGAUGGGGAAUUUUUGAGAACUUCUUGUGGAUCUCCAAAUUACGCCGCACCGGAAGUAAUUUCUGGAAAGUUGUAUGCAGGUCCUGAAGUGGACAUUUGGUCAUGUGGAGUAAUUUUAUACGCGCUAUUGUGCGGCACAUUGCCAUUUGACGACGAACACGUACCUACUCUCUUUCGAAAAAUUAAGUCCGGUAUUUUUCCCAUACCAGAAUAUUUGAACAAAACCGUCGUGAGUCUUCUUUGCCAUAUGUUGCAAGUGGAUCCAAUGAAACGAGCAACAAUCGAGGACAUCAAGAAACAUGAAUGGUUCCAAAAAGAUUUGCCAACCUAUUUAUUCCCUUCGCCCGUCGAGCAAGAUUCGUCUGUGAUAGAUAUUGAUGCCGUUAACGAGGUUUGUGAGAAGUUCAACGUCCAAGAAUCAGAAGUGCACUCUGCAUUGCUUAGCUGUGAUCCUCACGAUCAACUGGCAAUCGCCUAUCAUCUUAUCAUUGAUAAUAAGAGAAUUGCGGAUGAAGCUGCAAAAGCCGAAUUGAAAGAUUUCUACGUUGCCUCAAGUCCUCCGCCUGUUGCCUUCAGUCCCAGUGAGUCCAACAACAGUCCCUUGCGGCCUCAUCCUGAGAGAAUUGCUCCUUUCCGCGAUCGUCAAGGUUCUUUAGGCAGUGCUACGGCUCAAGUUCCGGGAAACAGGAACACUCCCGUCAAGAGAGCGAAAUGGCAUUUAGGAAUCAGGUCUCAAUCUAAACCUCAUGACAUUAUGAACGAAGUGUACCGAGCGAUGAAGGCUCUUAACUUUGAGUGGAAGAUUAUCAACGCAUACAGUGUUCGAGUCCGACAAAAGAAUCAAGUCGCAGACAGAUACAGUAAAAUGUCUCUUCAAUUGUACCAAGUAGAUUACAAAAGUUAUCUUUUAGAUUUUAAAUCACUUUCGAGCGAAGAAAGCGAAGACAUGAUGAUUUUAGAUCCUACUCUUCCCCCUCCACAAGCGACUGGUCACCACACAAUGGAGUUUUUUGAAAUGUGUGCUGCUUUAAUUACUCAACUGGCUCGAUAAAAGUCAAACUACAAACUAGGUAAAAGGGGUGUCGGUUAAGCAAAAUAAUAAUGAACAGAAAAUUUAAAAAAAAAGUAUUUUACGAGUCAGUAGUCAUCUUAUUUCAUGUACAUAGGUUUUUAUAGGCUUAAUCUUACACAAUAUUCUCAUUUGAAUCAGAAUUUAUCGUGACCUUUCAUUUCUGUUUUUAAUUAUUUUGAAAAAUUGUAUAUUAACAAAUUGAUAGCAAUAUUUAAAUAUUGAAUUUUAACUUAUUAUAAGAACAUAAAACAAACAAAAAAGACACCAAAAUUCAGAAUUUUAUUAUGAAUUCUAAUUAAAUUUAAUUUUUUACAGUACUCAGGGCUCGAACUAGGUCCGCAAAUCUCGUCAAGCUCCGAAAAUUUGCUUGAAGUUCGUAAAAGUCAAUCUUUUUUUAAAAAAGAACCGUAAAGUCCGCAAUUUGAUUGAAAAAUGACGAAAAGUUCGUAAAUUGUACGAUAUAAUUUGGAGAAUUUUAGAGAAAAUACAAAUAAUUGCAGAAAUUC